GUGCCCAGCUGGGUAUGGGUAUUUGCAAUACGAAAACACCAUUAAAAAUACAAACAAAAAGUAAAGCAAACCCGUAGGGCUGUGCAAGGCAGGAAGUUUCAAGUGCAAUUAGAUAUUUAACCAAAGGAGGAAGAAUGAACGCCGUCAUAACACUAAACCAUUUCUGCGAAGUACACGGCCCUCAAGUUUUAUUCUGCACGCAGUCGUUUCACGAUCCUGUGCCAUUUUCGCACACUGGUACUGAGCCAAACAUACCGCAGAAGUCACCAAACAAAAGAUUUUAUGGAAAUUUAGAGCUUUUGAGAAAUAUUCCUGGACUGAUUCCUUUGUGUGAGGCGUGCCGAUCACUGGACCAAAAGAUUUCUGGUCUCCUCAGCAGUGACCACGAAGGCAGAACAAGUUACCUGAGUGGACAAAAUCCUACAAUCCCAGCCAUUUGCGGUCUAGUUAAGCAUGCUUGCCUUAGAUCAUUGAGCUGCGAGAUUUCUAAAGUUUCUAAAGAUGAUCCAGAGAAACCUGUAUUCUUUGGGGAUUCAGAUAGAGGGCACGUUCUCUCAGUGGCAUUCAGCAUUAGAGACGCGCAAGGCCGAGGAUUCCAGAGGAAUUACAGCAUUUGUGUUUUGGCCGUUGAUGCUCCCAUGCUCCUUCAGUCUUGGCCAUUUCUCACAAAAAACAUUCAGACGAUUAUUUCAGAAUUGCAAGAGAUGGCUAUAAAAGUCUUCAAUAAAGAACAAGAAGCUUGUCCACAGAGAGCUGUGAGAAUUAAUGCUAGUGCCAAAUCGGAGGAAAAUAAAUGUAAUAAAGCAACUCGUUCGCUUGCUGAGCUGACUGAUGAAUCUCUUGUGUAUUAUCAACUUCAUUCUUGGUUUGUGUGGCUUUUGAAAGCUGGUGCUAAUAGACUGCAGGAGAAGCUAACCCUUCCUCCUUUUCUUCGAGAUAUCGGGCACUUUGGCCAAGGCGUCGAGACGGAGGAAGGAUUUGUUCUGGUACCAACCUCGUCUAGUGUGACUGUAAAAGCUGACACUGCUGACCACAGAGGUGUAUUGGAGUUGGAAGCUAGUGGCUCUCUUACCUACCCAAUAAUAGGGCCGACCAUUCCUGGAGGAAUAUCUGAGCUUUACACCUUGAUGGGACGGAAUCAAUUUUUGCUGGCUGCAAACUCUCUGCUCAUUGGACACCAGUUGAUAGUUCAAUGUGACUGGCCCUCCUUAGCUUAUGCUGUAAUUGAAAGUUUUAAGUGUCUCGUUACUAGGGCCAUCUUUCAGCCUGAAUACUGGAGUGGCUCCUAUUUUCCACCAGCUGCCUGCACUCUGAUUGGGGUGUCAAAGAUCGUGCAGUUGCCCUCUCCUUUGCCCUCAAAUGUAGUGAUGGUUGAAAUUACAAAGGUGGAGCCGAACGCCAAGCCAACCAAUGAUAAUCUGAAGUUUACAGUGAAAGCGCCGAAAGCACCAACAAGAUGGCCAACAUUGCUUGUGAAAAUGGACAAAGCGCUGCAAAAUGACUUUUUGACUCCGACGGCUCUUCAUUGCCACUUAGUAGCACUCAAAGAAGAAUGGCUUAAUAUUUCGAGAACUGUGAUGAGACUCCUGCAGACAGGAAAAUCAGCUGGCGAUUUAACCCCACUGAUGAACACCCUAGGAGCUCAGGCCCAAGACUGGCAACUCAUUAAGCACUGGGGAGUGCUUCACGCUAACAAUUUGUGAUCAAUUAAAAUAAAGCUCAAAGAAUUUGAUUUUAUACUGUC
Molecule: messenger RNA, 1744 nt
Organism: Neocloeon triangulifer
Lineage: Eukaryota; Metazoa; Arthropoda; Insecta; Ephemeroptera; Baetidae
Gene: BHD
Product: folliculin
Exons: 11
Coding region: 135-1703 (522 amino acids)
Biological process (GO): positive regulation of GTPase activity; negative regulation of transcription by RNA polymerase II; positive regulation of transforming growth factor beta receptor signaling pathway
Cellular component (GO): cytosol
Molecular function (GO): GTPase activator activity
Source: RefSeq, a predicted model, not a curated record